AUGGCUUCAAUUGAACAAAAUAUGAAGCGUUCCUCUUGCGGCAGUCAAAAAAUUCCUAAACAUGCAGAAAAACAUAAUUCGACACCAUUAAAAUCAUUAACUAUAACUAUUGAUCCCAAUGAACAAUUAUCGAUUCUUUCUGAUCGAUCAACAAACCAUAUAAUCAAUGAUGAAUGUAAAUCUGAUUCAAAAUCGCCUAUGAAACGAAGAUUUGCUAGAACAUUAUCGAUGGCUUGUGUAAGUUAUCGAUUGACGAUGAGAAAGAAGUUACAUCAAAGAUGUUGUCAAGUAAAUGAUAUCAUGUGUGUUGUUGGCUUAUUGGGUAUUAUUUUAAUGAUUGUCGAAAAUGAAAUAACUUUUACGCAUGUCGAUCAUCGUGAUAAUCUCGCAAGUUGGAUUGUCAAAUUGAUAAUAACAAUAUCGACCAUAAUUCUAAUCGGGCUUGUUAUUUAUUAUCAUUAUUUCGAUAUAAGUCUUUAUUGUAUUAAUAAUUCCAUUGAAUACUGGCUUGUUGGAUUGACACGAAGAAAAUUAGGUCUAAUGAUUUUAGAAAUAUUACUUUGUUCUAUUCAUCCGAUUCCUCGACAUUUUCCUAAUUAUGCAUAUCCUGAAAAUGAAAAAACGAAUUCAAAUUUAACAAUGACUAAUCGUUCUACACUAACUUCAAUCUCUUUAAAAUACAUUCCUCUUGAUGUUGCACUUGGUUUACCGAUGUUUGGUCGUUUGUAUAUGUGGUGUCGUUUUAUUACAUUUCAUUCCCAUUUGGUUCAAGAUGCAUCAUCACAAUCACUUGGCUAUCUCAGUCGAGUAUCAAUUGAUUUUCUCUUUGUUAUUAAAACUUGUUUUCAACAAUAUCCAACAUUUUGUUUGGUAAUAUUCUGUACAAUUGUCAUUUCUAUUGGUAGUUGGUCAUUGCGUGCAUGUGAUUUUACAUCGGCCAAUGAACAUAUAUCGAUACUUGAUGCAGUAUGGCUCUUUAUUGGACCAUUUACUACAGUGGGUUAUGGAGAUUUGACACCGGCGACCUAUUGUGGACGAGGUGUAGCUGCCAUAGCAAGUACGCUUGGCAUUUUGGUUGCUGCUCUACUUACAGCUGUCGUGGCAGAAAAACUUGCUCUAUCUCGAUGGGAAAAAUAUGUUCACAAUUUUGUUUUAAAUAGUGAACUAGCCAAACAACGUACGCAUCAAGCAGCCAAUGUUCUUAUAUAUGCAUGGAAAAUGUGGUAUUUAAGAAAAAUGAAUAAGAAACGAUCGACUCAAUACAUAACCGUACAACGAAAAUUUUUCGAAUCCAUCUAUAUUAUUAAACAAAUUAAAGAAAAACAACGAAAAUUAACCGAUAUUUGUGUAGGUCUAGCUGAAUUAAUGAUGAUUCAUCGUGAGACAAGUACAACAAUUGAUGAAACCGUUAAGCAAAUGUCUAUAAUGAAAUUGAAAAUGGAAAAUGUCGAGAAAAAACUUGAUGAUGUCAAUCACACAGUACGAAAAAUGUAUAAAACAUUAAAUCGAUUGUUAGAUAAACGUGCGUCAUGA
This is a messenger RNA of Rotaria sp. Silwood2, 1533 nucleotides long. NCBI's taxonomy places the organism in Eukaryota, Metazoa, Rotifera, Eurotatoria, Philodinida, Philodinidae. The record is from the annotation of a GenBank genome assembly.